AUGGUUACUCUUACCGAGGUUGAGGACGAACACUUCCAGCACGCUUCGGCUGCUGACUUGGAGGAGGACGACUUUACGGAUACCGAAUCCGAAAUCUCCAACGAGUCCGACUUCGACCCCUCAGAAGAAACCCUCGCCGAGCGGCUAUACGCCCUCCGCGACAUCAUCCCCCCCACCGCGCGCGGCUGGGUGUCGAGCCGCGUCAACGCCGUCACCAGCGCUGCCUGGAGCGUCCUGUCCUUUGGCGGCAAGGGCGCCUGGGUCAUCACCACCUCGGCGCUCUUCCUCGGCGUGCCGUUUGCGCUGUCGUUUGCCGAGGACCAGCAGCUGACCGCCAUGGAGCAGGAGUAUAACAUGCGCCAGACGGGCGGCGAGCUGUUGACGGCGGGGGCGGAGCAGAGCACGGCGGACCAGGUUGGUGCUGCCCUGGGCCCGGAGACCAAGGCUGCCUUGUGA
Messenger RNA from Trichoderma aggressivum f. europaeum, 456 nucleotides. RefSeq lists its product as uncharacterized. The coding region runs from base 1 to 456 and encodes 151 amino acids. NCBI's taxonomy places the organism in Eukaryota, Fungi, Ascomycota, Sordariomycetes, Hypocreales, Hypocreaceae. The transcript has 2 exons. Gene Ontology annotation, biological process: intracellular protein transport. The record is from RefSeq and is a predicted model, not a curated record. Gene Ontology annotation, cellular component: mitochondrial outer membrane.